AUGUCAGCCAGAAAGGGCUAUCUUCAUCCUCCGUCAAAUUACACCACAACGAUGACAUGCCCCAACAACCAGACUGGAAAUUCGUUCUUUGUGGACUCUUUAAUCAACGUGAGAACCGACAGUGGUUCAUAUUACCAAAGUAACGGCGUGUAUUUGCCACCGGCGUCGGAAUACUCAUAUGGACUCUCCGGUGGAUCGUGUUUCCCGGGGAUCGGCAAGCGUAAUAACGAGCCAGUCACCCAAAGCGUGAUCCCGUCCGCUGCUCCGUAUGUUCAAGGGAUGGAAACGUGGCUGGAAGCGUCGAGAUCGUGCAGGGUGGAUCAGCCCAGCAGUGGCCAGCAUAUGCCUCAGUGCUCCUUCUCCCCGAGCAUAAAGGAGGAGAGCGCGUAUUGCCUCUACGAGUCUGACAAAUGUCCUAAAGGAGCACCGGUAGAUGACAUUUCCUACUCAAGCGCAUCAUGCCCGGUCACAGGCAGUACCUUACCGGUCCCGGGCUACUUCCGCUUGUCUCAGACUUACACGUCCUCCAGCAGGCUGUACCAAGAUGUCCAGCCAAACAUGAACCACUUCAGCCUGCAGAGACCUGCGCGCUCGGACAGCCAGCCCUCCCAGCCUGCCUCUGCUGAGCCGGAGCGGAGGGAGAGCCACGAGGAGGCGCCUGUUCCUGCACCCUGCGUUCCGGCCGGAGAGGAGGACAGCCGGCUCUCCUCAGAUAGCUCGUCCUCUCAUGAGCCUGCUGAGACCUGUAUGGCGGAGUGUCCAGAGAAGCCCGUCAAAGGAGAUGGGAAAAUUGAGAGCACGGCCAACUGGCUCACAGCAAAGAGUGGCCGGAAGAAGCGUUGCCCUUACACCAAGCACCAGACCUUGGAGCUGGAGAAGGAGUUCCUCUUCAACAUGUACUUGACUAGAGAGCGGCGUCUGGAGAUCAGCCGCAGUGUGCACCUCACUGACAGGCAAGUCAAAAUCUGGUUCCAAAACAGGAGGAUGAAACUGAAAAAAAUGAGCCGGGAGAACAGGAUCCGAGAGCUCUCCAGCAACUUCAGUUUCUCAUGAGACUGUCUCUCUCUGCGUCUUUGGCGCCCUCCUCCAUCCAUGGCAAGGGCGCCUGUGCAGAGCCCCCCAACCCAACUGUGAGAAUGUCCAUGGAAAAAUAGGACCCUACUGCUAACUUAUUGAUUGUUGCUCUUUCUUGUUUCCAUGUCUGUAUUUAUAAAUGGCUCCAUUUGUAUCGUUGAUCCGUUGUGUUUGAAAUGUUCAGACUGUGACUACAAUGUUUCAAAGCUUCAGGCGUGUUCAUUUUGUAGAUUCACCCUGAGGGAACCAUUGGACUUUGCAUGCUGGACUCACCCUUGGGAUACUUGUGCUACAGUUACAUGAAGGCCUUCAUGUGACAGCUAAAAAAAGGGAAAAACCUGAGA
This is a messenger RNA of Notolabrus celidotus (New Zealand spotty), 1418 nucleotides long. It is a transcript of the gene hoxa10b, whose product is annotated as homeobox A10b. Gene Ontology annotation, molecular function: DNA-binding transcription factor activity, RNA polymerase II-specific; RNA polymerase II cis-regulatory region sequence-specific DNA binding. The transcript has 2 exons. NCBI's taxonomy places the organism in Eukaryota, Metazoa, Chordata, Actinopteri, Labriformes, Labridae. Gene Ontology annotation, cellular component: nucleus. Bases 1 to 1053 code for a protein of 350 amino acids. Gene Ontology annotation, biological process: regulation of transcription by RNA polymerase II. The record is from RefSeq and is a predicted model, not a curated record.